CACUUCAGAUACGACGGCUUCUCAUUAGAUCUGCAGCUGUCCGGCGAAGAGGGCAAAGAAGAGGGCGGAGAUCUGACACCUUUCCUGCCAAACGGCGAGUGGGUAUUAGUCGGUGCACCUGCCAAGAGGACCUUGUUGUAUUACGACUGCUGGUAUAAUAAUAUUAGGGGCCAUAAGUAUGUACGCACGGGUGGGGCAGGGGACAAAUUUUUGGGUCAAAUAUUGCGUACCUACUUAUUGAAUGGCCCUCUUCUGUAC
Messenger RNA from Oppiella nova, 258 nucleotides. The record is from the annotation of a GenBank genome assembly. NCBI's taxonomy places the organism in Eukaryota, Metazoa, Arthropoda, Arachnida, Sarcoptiformes, Oppiidae.